AUGGGCCAACCGACAGCACAACAACCAUCAGUGGCCGUAUCGACGCACACUCUCCGCGACCUCCACGACGACAGCGACGCGCACCCCGAUGGCCUGCCCCCAUCCUACGAUGAAAUCACGGCCGGCCCCUCUCAAGUGCUUCCAAGUGCCAGUGCUGGCACUGACUCUACCUCACCGCGAACCCCCGAUGUCCCUUCUGCACCGACCGUCCGCCUGAUUGACGUCGACUGCCGAAUUCCCGGCGGCCAGAAACCUACGACCAUGUCGUCACGAGUUCGGGAUUGCACUAUCGUCACGUUGAACCCAGAGCUUUCCAACAACGCGCACGAACUGUACACGACAAUCGCUCAGCAAAUCCAUAUCCCCCGCGCCCACAGCUCCGAGUCGUCCAAAAACAGGGAUAAGAAGAAGAACGAGAGUAAUCUGGUGACGGACUUUAACUUCCGUUUGGACCUGGCGGAAACACUGUUGACAGGCUGGGAACGAGCCCAAAGUGAUUCAUGUGUUACCUGGCACAAUGUCGACAUAGCCCGUGAUUGCGAUGGAGUCAAAAGAUACCGGGGCACCCGAUCGAAAACUGUCACUUGGCGGCCUCAUAAUCGGAAAACUGGUGGACAACAAGCCUCUCCAAUUCGUCUGCCGGAGGACGACCCUGAGAGCAAUCGGCCAUACAUGAACCUAGGAACUGGUCUCGGCGAUUACGAUGAGGACCAACAUCCCCUCGUUCAACCGGAUACCUACGAUGAGUCAGCUGGGCAUGAUAGAAGGUUCAAUACCAAGGCAGAUCAGGAAGACUUUAUACAGUGGUGCCGUCGAUUUUGUAGUGAUCCGUCUGCAGUCAAGUCGUUCACAUUAAAGCGUCACGUUCGCAAUUUCAACCACCAGGAGGUCAUCCGCUGCCUGAAGUCACAUAUCCGCGAUACAAACUAUCGAGGCAACAUCUACAUGGAGCUCGUAGUCGCCAAGGAAACUGUUACGAUAUAUUCACCACACUGGAUUAACAAACUCCGCAAUCACUCUGCUGUUUUUUGGAUUUGUGUCAUCCUUCAGUUAUGGAUAAUUUCCUGGCCAGUGAUCUGGCUUCUGGAGAAACGCUAUGAGAUCGUAGAUUCUUGUUGGUACGCAUCACAUGCAGUGGAAGAUGGCAACGGCUAUACCAGAUCAAGAAAAUAUGCACGGGGUCGUGACGAACGAGCGCUAGGCGAAUUUUGGGCCCCAGCCGUUAAGCAGGCUGCUUGGGCUCGUCGUCAAAACGGCGAAAUCGUUGCUCUAGAAGAUGCGCAACGGCUACAGGGCCUGACAACUGAACAAAUUCUAGUAACUGGGUUAUCCGACUCCCAGUCCGAGAUUGAACGGAGGCAGCGGAUGGAACGUGGCGAGGGUUCAUUUGUGGAUUCGGUGGUUGGGCUUGCUCGUGGUGUUAGCGAAGUCAGGCAAGGCUGGAAUAUGACUAUGGGAUGGGGUGGAAACACAUGA
This is a messenger RNA of Talaromyces proteolyticus, 1476 nucleotides long. RefSeq lists its product as uncharacterized. The record is from RefSeq and is a predicted model, not a curated record. The transcript is spliced from 3 exons. The coding region runs from base 1 to 1476 and encodes 491 amino acids. NCBI's taxonomy places the organism in Eukaryota, Fungi, Ascomycota, Eurotiomycetes, Eurotiales, Trichocomaceae.